AAUACAGAAAGAUUACCACAAAAACAAUAUUGAAAAUAAAUCAAAGUCCUAAUAUUGAAAAUCUAAAUAUUAAACCUCAAGUUAAUGACCAACUUUGUAAAAAACACUAUAAUGAAUUGAUUGUUUAUGAACGAGGUAAAUAUAAUAUUGGUCAAAAACAAAAAAGUGAUAAAGAUAAAAGUUAUCAUCAAGGAGGAGCAU
This is a messenger RNA of Entrophospora candida, 201 nucleotides long. NCBI's taxonomy places the organism in Eukaryota, Fungi, Glomeromycota, Glomeromycetes, Entrophosporales, Entrophosporaceae. The record is from the annotation of a GenBank genome assembly.